GGAAAACUUUCAGGGGGGGUUGGAAAGUUAAAGGAGGAGACGGAUCAGAACCGGAUCAGAACCGGAGAACAGACGGACCUCCUGGGUGAGGAGAGCUGAGGCGGCACAUUCAUGAAACAAACUACCAGCAGACAGCUUCUCCCCUUCAGGACUCCUCAGAUCUGAUCCCAGAGCACCCGGGGGGGACUGGCCCCCUCAGUCAGCUGAUCUGAAACAUCUCCGUGGAAACAAAGAUGGAGUCCAUGAAAGUCAGAUCCACGAACCUCCAGGAAGAGUAACAGAGACACUGAAGGAUGGGGGACAGAGAGGGAGGAUGAAGGAGAGAACCAGAACUGGGACAGAACCCGACGCCGGGACCACCUGAAGCUGGACUUUAGGUCUGAAUGGGACCCGGCGUACAGAACCAGGACUCUGAUUUUUAUCUGGGCUGCUCUGAGACACAAAGCGACUGAAGACUCAGUGAGGGUGAGAGCUGGAGGAUGAUCUGAGGCCGCAGUGACCUUUGACCCGGCCUCAGGUGCUUCUACAGGUGCUGGGAUGCAGCUGAACCGACCUCGCAGCACCCUGCUGGCUGUCGGGGGCCCGCCUCCCUCCUUCUCCAGCCAGUUCAGCACCAUGAGGUUCUCCUAUCACCUCCACACUGCAGCACAUGGCUGCAACAGCGCCCCCCACAGGACAGGCCCCGCCUCUUCCACCAGCCCCAGCCUGCUGGCUAAGGGCCUCUCUCUGGAGCCGUCCUGCUCUCCUUGUGGCCACCAGGGGGUGCUGGAUGGUGACACUCCACAGUCUGACUCUGAACCGGGGUCCGGGUCUUUGGAGGAAGGUGCGGAGCCAGUGGAUUGCUGUGUUUCUGUGAACGACACGGGUCCACCAGAACUGCCAGCUGCCACGGUAACGGCACCGAACCGGGUCCGCCCACCGCUGCCGGGACCUAAACCUCAGGUCCCCCCGAAGCCCCCCCACCUCCAACAGCAGGCUGGACUGAUCAGGCCACGCCCCCGAAUCCAAGAGAAGCCCCCACCGCCUCCUGCCCCCUGCAGACCUCUCCCCACAGACCCCCGGGGUGGUUGGACACCUUCCACUAGGACCGAUGGCACCGCCUCCCCCACCUGCGUCCUGUCGCUCAUAGAGAAAUUUGAGCGAGAGCAGAUCAUCGUGGUUCCUGACAUCACCGGGGGGGCUCUGUGUCCCCGCCCCCUGGACCCCCCCAGCUCCCGAUCUUCAUCCCCUCUAUCGUCUGCCUCGCCCGCCCCCUCCCGACCCGAGGGGGUGGAGCCAGAUAGGGACCCUGCAGGCGGUGGGGAUGGCGAGCUGUGUGAUGAAGAUGAGGAUAAUGAGGAUGAUGAUGAUGAGGAGGAUGAAGAGCUUGUGGCAGCGUGUCGUGACGAUGUCCAUCAGAAGCGCCUGUCCAUGGAGUCAGGUUACAGCGCCUCUGAGAAGAACCUUGACGAUGAUGUGGUCACCGUGGAAACGGAUGACCAGCAGCCACAGAUACUCCUCGACCAAUCAGAGCUGCCCUCUGAGCGUCUGUCCCUCCCCUCCUCCCAGACGGACGGGAAGCUGGCGAACCGAGACAGCGGCAUUGACAGCAUCAGCUCACCGUCUCACAGCGAGGAGCUCUGCUUCGCCAGCGUGGACGAUGGGGGCGUGGCCUAUCCAUGCAGCCCCGCCCUCCUGCCCCGCCUCUCCAGCUCCUCCUCUACCACUGGGGAGGGGGAGGAGAGGGUGGCCAGGGGAGGGGAGAGGAGGAGGAGGGAGUUUUCCGAGGAGGGAGAUAGCGACCUGGAGGAGGAGGCGGAGCUAACCAUGGUGCUGGUCCCGCCCAAAACAGACAGACAGGACUCUGUGGAGCUGUCUGUCCAUCAGAGGGUCUUCAACAUCGCUAACGAGCUGCUGCUCACAGAGAUCGCCUACGUGUCAAAGCUCCACCUGCUGGACCAGGUCUUCUGUGCCAGACUCCUGGAGGAGGCGCGGUCCCGUUCCUCCUUCCCGUGCGACGUGGUCCAGGGGAUCUUCUCCAACAUCUGCUCCAUCUACUGCUUCCACCAGCAGUUCCUGCUGCCUGCACUGCAGAAGCGCAUGGAGGAGUGGGACUCAAACCCGCGGAUCGGAGACAUCCUCCAGAAGCUGGCUCCUUUCCUGAAGAUGUACGGAGAGUAUGUGAAGAACUUUGACCGAGCCAUGGAGCUGGUGAACAUCUGGAUGGAGAGGUCCACUCAGUUCAAGGCCAUCAUUCAGGAGAUCCAGAGGGAGGAGCGCUGCGGGAACCUGACCCUGCAGCACCACAUGCUGGAGCCGGUCCAGAGGAUCCCCCGCUACGAGCUUCUGCUCAAAGACUACCUGAACCGGCUGCCUGAGGACGCCCCGGACCGCAGGGACGCCCAGAAGUCUCUGGAGCUGAUCGCCACGGCCGCAGAACACUCCAACGCCGCCAUCAGGAAGAUGGAGCGAAUGAGGAAGUUGUUGAAGGUGUACGAGCUUCUGGGAGGAGAGGAGGACAUCGUUAACCCGACUAAUGAGCUCAUCAAAGAAGGACACAUCCUCAAACUGUCCAAUAAGAACGGCACCACGCAGGACCGAUACCUGAUCCUGUUUAACGACAGACUGCUCUACUGUGUCCCAAAGCUGCGUCUGAUUGGCCAGAAGUACAGCGUCCGAGCUCGCAUCGACGUGGAAGGCAUGGAGCUGAAGGAGACGAGCGGCGUUGCUGUUCCCUGCAGGACGUUCCUUGUGUCUGGGAAGCAGAGAUCUUUGGAGCUGCAGGCCAGGACCGAGGAGGAGAAGAAGGACUGGAUCCAGGCUAUCCAGGCCACCAUUCAGCGCCACGAGCAGACGAUGGAGAGCUUCAGAUACCUGACCUGUUCGCUGCGUGAUGAUGAGUCCACCCCGCCUCACUCCCCGAGUUGUGUGGAGUUGGGAAAACGAGCUCCAACCCCGAUCAGAGAGAAGGAAGUAACUCUGUGCAUGAAGUGUCAGGAGCCGUUCAACUCCAUCACCAAGAGACGGCACCACUGCAAAGCCUGCGGACACGUGGUUUGUGGAAAAUGCUCCGAGUUUCGCGCUCGUUUGUCGUACGACAACAACCGGACCAACCGUGUUUGUGUAGACUGCUAUAUCACUCUGGUGGGAGUCUCGCCUUCGCCAGGAGGACUGAGCAGCAGCACUCAGAGGAGGCGCUCCAUCCUGGAGAAACAGGCCUCGCUGGCAGCAGAGAACAGUGUGAUUUGUAGUUUUCUUCACCACAUGGAGAAAGGAGGGGGACGCGGCUGGCAGAAGGCGUGGUGCGUCAUCCCUGAAAACGAGCCGCUGGUGCUCUACAUCUACGGCGCUCCACAGGAUGUCAAGGCGCAGCGUAGCAUCCCUCUGAUUGGCUUUGAGGUCUCUCAGCCUGAGUCAUGUGAUCGCCUGGAACGGCGACACGCCUUCAAGAUUUCCCAGAGUCACCUGACUCUUUACUUCAGCGCAGAGGGGGAGGAGCUACAGCGCAGAUGGAUGGACGUCCUAUCGAGAGCCGGCAGAGGGGAGGAGCCUUUGAUCCAUCAGCCAAUCGUGGAGAGCGUGGAGGAAGAAGGGGAGGAGCUUAGUGCUGAGGUGGAAGGAGAGAACACUUGAUUUUACUGGAGCUAAAACAUUGAAGAUGAUGAUGAUGAUGCCAUCAUGAAAGUCUGUCCUGAUUGGAAAGCAGAAUACGAUAACUAGAUCCUGAAAGAGUUUACAAUUUAGCCAAAACCAAACCGCAAAGCAAACCUAGAACCACAAGUCAAUCUGAUCUCACAACAGUUAAGAUCCAAACUAAUCCAGGAACAAACCAGGACAGCUAGAAGAAAUCUAGAACUAAUUCACGUAUCAUCCAAAUUUGAACCGCAACCGAUCUGAGACGCACCGGGUUCGAAAAGCAAAGAUAGAGAAAUAAUCAUCAGGAAAAGGAAAACCAAACCUGGACAGGAAAAUUUGAAACCUCUUGAGGACAAAGUCCAGAAACAACCUAAACAGCUGGAAUCACACAUGGUCCAGAAUCAAUCCAAAGCUUUUCUGGACAACCAGAGGAAUGUGGACUUGAGGAGGAAGCUGAGACUCCUGCAAGAGAAUGUUCAAAUUCGUUUAACGUCAUGAGACGGAGAGAUAGAGCUCUGACUGGGCAAAGCUCAACAUUUAUCCAGCAAUUCCCUAAACACACACAUUCUCCUAGUGGGAACUAUCCCACCCCUACUCAAAGAACUUUCUCACACACGAACAUUUGGUUAUUCCCAAGAAAAAAAAACAGCCAGAUAAACUCAGAACUGGUCUCCUGUUCACGGCAUGAAGGACGCUGAUUGAACUCAUUCUAAUCUCUCAUGACCUUUCCUUCAUCCUUGUCUAGAGUCGGGAGGCAACUGCUUUCUGUCAUCCCCACGCUUAACUCCAUAACUUAACCCCAGCAUACAGAUUGGUACAAGACUUCUAAGCAAUCACCCCUAUUUAGGCAGAGGACAGGCACACAAAAUAUUUUAUCUCGCAAACAGGCCAAGGAAAAAAAUGCUUCCACAGGAACCACAACGGAUCUAGAACAUUUAUCCAAAUCUUACAAAAACGAGUAAAGAUCUCAUUCAGAGCAACAACAACACACAUUAAAACUAUGAAGAAUUAAGGCAGAAGAGUCACAGGAACCAAAACCGAUCCAGACCAGACCUUUGGCAGAGGUACCCGGUCAGAACAUUUCCCAAAUCAGCCUGUGAGGUUCUGCUGCUCUCUGGGUUCGACCUCCAGACGGAACCAACCUUUCUGUUCGGAUUCGGGAGUUUAAAGCUACGAUCCAUUCCUCGUCAGAGGAGCUAGGUCUUCCUUCUGAAGGUUUCUGAUGUGAUUGUGGCGCCGUCUGCGGGGACAACCCCCCCCCCACCCAUCUCAGAUCGCUGCUGGACAGGAGCAGGACCGGAUCAUCCAUGGCCGUCCAGCGCAGGAUUUUUUCAGCCAACAAAAGAAUCCAAUCCUUUAUCAGGAUGUUAAUACAGAUACCAAACAAGUGAUGAACGCUUCGCCGGUCCCACAGCAAUCAUCUCAGAAACUUCAUAAACCACAGGAGGUUUCGGACCCUCGCAGAACUUCCUGUGGUGGACAGAAUUUCAUUUCAAAACAUCAAGUCCAACAUGACGACAAACAGCACAAACUAAGCGCCAGAGGUUCUGUUCUGGAGGCCCUCACCAACAUUCCUGCAGGUCUGGUCCAACAUCUGGUUCUUAAAAAGAAAUGUGUAUAAAAACCAGAACCCACACAGAACUAUUACCCGUUCAACCAAUGCUGAGAAAGUGUGAGCAGGUCAAGCACAUACAGAACCGACUGGUCCCCUCAGAACCCCAGAAGGUUCUGUAGAACUUGACAGAGUAUGGAACAUUUAAAACAUCCUGAGAAAGACUUUAUUAGAUUUAUUACAUUUAUUGAAAAGAAACAGUUUGAUCUCAAACUAUGUUUCCCAGCUUCCUUUACGCCCCACGUGGUUUGCUGCCCUCUACUGGUGAGUUUGGGUACAGCUGGGUUUUAUUACUGUGUUAUCUGUAUGGAUAUAUAUUUAUUUUUAUUUUCUGCAGGUCUUUGAUUAACUUCCUUUACUUCUGAUUCAACAGAUUUAACAAGAAAUUUAAGACUGUUUAAAUAUUGGAUGUUGGAGGCAUGAGCAGAAGGAAGUUAAUUAAAAAUUCAGUAUCUGAGCUUUUAAAUGUGAGUUUUAUGAAUUAGAGAAAAUCUAUAAAAAUGUUUAAAAAAUUCAAAUCUUCGAUGUAAUUCCGUAAAAACUUUGGUUUUAUUUAGCGCUUACUCAUCGCAGGUGCUGGUGAUGAUGUCAUCUCCAGCUGCUUUAAGCCAGCAUUAGGGAGCAGCUGAUUGGCCGGAGCACGGACCAAUCAGGGCUGGGGUUGGCUGGACACUUCCUGAUGUUUACUGCCAGAAGAAAAAAUCACAGAACUGAGGAAGGAGGAGGAAAAAGGACACUGAUGAAGAUGAUGAUGAUGAGUUUUAGACCAAGUCCCUGACGGUUCGGGAGAACCGCCAGAAUUGGACUUUGGUGUGUUUGGACGAUACUGCUCCAGUAUCUCUUCCCUUGUUUGGCAGAAAGCGUU
This is a messenger RNA of Cyprinodon tularosa, 6092 nucleotides long. It is a transcript of the gene fgd1, whose product is annotated as FYVE, RhoGEF and PH domain containing 1. Gene Ontology annotation, molecular function: guanyl-nucleotide exchange factor activity; metal ion binding. The record is from RefSeq and is a predicted model, not a curated record. Gene Ontology annotation, cellular component: cytoplasm. The transcript has 18 exons. Bases 538 to 3612 code for a protein of 1024 amino acids. Gene Ontology annotation, biological process: cytoskeleton organization; filopodium assembly. NCBI's taxonomy places the organism in Eukaryota, Metazoa, Chordata, Actinopteri, Cyprinodontiformes, Cyprinodontidae.